AUCUUCUCCGACCUCCUCCUCGAACCUACUAGAGAGCCUCGCCGGAGAAGGAGCGCGAGCAGAACGUCGAGGGGAAGCGAAGCCGAAGCGGGAGAGGCAAUGUCUGCUUCGCCCGAUACUGAUUCAGUCGACGCCCUUCGCUCCCAAAUCGAUUCUCUCCAGACGAGAGUCAACGAGCUGGAGGUGCAGAAUGCGAGACUUUCUUCUCAACUGUCUAGAUGUUGCUGUCAGAAGAUGGAAGAUGAGGUUAGUUCUGCCGUAGAUGGAGGCAGUGUGGUCGAUGGAACUGGCAAAUCAAUGAACUUGGACAAGAAGACUAGGAAGAAAAAAGAUUUCAAAACAGGAAUUCUCGAACACCAUCCAAGGAGAUACGUUGCUCUAAGAUUGAUGUAUUUUGGGCAAAGGUUUUAUGGUUUUGCCUCUGAAGCACAAUUUGAUCCAACUGUCGAGUCUGAAAUUUUUAAAGCUCUUGAGAAGACAAAGCUUUUAGUUGGUGACAAGAAAAAGUCGCAGUACUCCAGAUGUGGCAGAACAGACAAAGGAGUUUCAUCUUUCGGGCAAGUCAUUUCUCUGUUUCUACGAUCAAACUUGCGACCUAAGAACACUGAUGACGCAAACAGUUGGGAACUUUCUGUAGAGAGAGAUGUCUUAGACGCGGAAAUUGAUUAUGUGAGAGUGUUGAAUCGAAUCUUACCCAAAGAUAUCCGAGUAACUGGCUGGUGUCCUGUUCCAAUUGAUUUUAGGGCAAGGUUUAGCUGUAUGAGCAGGGAGUACAAAUAUUUCUUUUGGAGAGAUAAUUUGGAUAUUAGGGCAAUGGAGAGUGCAGGCCAAAAGUUUGUUGGGGAUCAUGAUUUCAGAAAUUUUUGUAAGAUGGAUGCGUUUAAUGUCCAUAACUACAGGCGUCAUAUAACAUCCUUUGAACUUGCUUCUUGUGAUAAGAGGUUAGAAAGUAAUGAACUGUGGUGUUUCAAAAUUAAGGGCAGUGCAUUUUUGUGGCACCAAGUUCGUUGCAUGGUCGCUGUGAUGUUUAUGGUUGGCCAAGGUCUUGAAUCUCCUAAUGUGAUAGAUGCCUUACUAGAUACUGAUGGGACACCGAGAAAGCCACAAUACACCAUGGCUCCAGAAAUGCCAUUAAUUCUUCAAUCUUGUGAAUUUCAAGGUGUCAGGUUUAUCUGUUCCUCAGAUGCUCGGCAAGCAUUACAUGUGCACUUGGAGGAAGCCUAUCAAACAUACGAACUCCAAGCUGCAAUGACUCAUGAGGCUCUUCUGAGUUGCUUGCCUCAGGAACAUGGCUGCUCAGAUCAGAGCUUAUUAGGUACCCACCGAAAAAAGAAGGCAGCCUCACAUAUUUCUCUCAUGUCUCGCCCAACUGAGCCAUCUUAUGAAGAGCGGCGUGCCAAAUUGAACCUAAAAGUAGAAGCUUGUGAGCUUUCGGGCCAAUCCAUAUAGUCUGUCAAAUGGGGAUGCUUACUUUUGCUAUUUGUGUGGUUCGUGUAACAUUUUUGUGAUCAAAAUAUUUGCUCUGGUGAAACAGCUAUUUUCACUCGAUUCUCCAUCUAAUUCUCCAGCUGAUGUUUGUGUUGUAAAAUGACUGGCGUUUGGUUAUUC
Molecule: messenger RNA, 1608 nt
Organism: Rhodamnia argentea
Lineage: Eukaryota; Viridiplantae; Streptophyta; Magnoliopsida; Myrtales; Myrtaceae
Product: tRNA pseudouridine(38/39) synthase
Exons: 15
Coding region: 100-1449 (449 amino acids)
Biological process (GO): mRNA pseudouridine synthesis; tRNA pseudouridine synthesis
Cellular component (GO): cytoplasm; nucleus
Molecular function (GO): pseudouridine synthase activity; RNA binding
Source: RefSeq, a predicted model, not a curated record